Chaetomium strumarium is the source of this 2500-nucleotide messenger RNA. Its product is annotated as Sodium/hydrogen exchanger family-domain-containing protein. The transcript is spliced from 5 exons. NCBI's taxonomy places the organism in Eukaryota, Fungi, Ascomycota, Sordariomycetes, Sordariales, Chaetomiaceae. The record is from RefSeq and is a predicted model, not a curated record. Bases 467 to 2500 code for a protein of 677 amino acids. Gene Ontology annotation, biological process: proton transmembrane transport; sodium ion transport; potassium ion transmembrane transport. Gene Ontology annotation, molecular function: potassium:proton antiporter activity; sodium:proton antiporter activity. Gene Ontology annotation, cellular component: early endosome; late endosome; fungal-type vacuole membrane.
GAGAUGCCCAAGCCUAAUAACGAGAAACAUCAUGAGAAGAUGGCACGCUCUUUGAAAGGUCGUUCUUGGGUGGGGAGCUUGAAUUCCAUCCCAAGCUGCUGAUCUGCCGAGUCGACCAGCGGUUCAGCCCCCAUGCCUGAUCCAACGUUGGCAAGUUGGCCGUCGAUUGGCUGUUGCUUCCGUUUUGUGGACCCGCAAUAUGUGGGACAGUCUAACCAAGCGAGCCAAGGAAAGCUGGCGACUUCAAUCGAUUCUCACACUCAGGCUUUCGAAGCCGAUGCGCGGCUUCAGAUCAACCCAGGCCAUUAUAAGGCUUGCACUUUCACAGACCGAGUCCAUGCGCUCUCGGCUUCCCGCCUAUUAUCACGAGACAGUAUCGUGAAUUGCUGUAGUCUGCCUUCUCGGACCUUGACCGCCGCCGCGCACAGCCGCGAGCGCGACGAGCCCAGUCCGGCACUCCACCACCAUGCUUGCGCAAGCCCUCGCCGAGGGCCUUUUGGGGCUUGCAAAGAGAGAAGAGGAAGACCCCGCCGGCGAGGACGCCCCGAAGCAGGAGAACAACGCAUCAUGGGCCAUCUUCAUUCUGAUCAUGCUGCUCAUCGUAGCAUUCUGCACCAGCUAUACGAUGCAGCAGAGGAAGAUCACGGCUAUCCACGAGACCGUCGUCUCUAUCUUUGGCGGCAUGACCGUUGGCUUGAUUCUGCGUGUGUCCGGCUUCGACUCGAUCCGUGAUCUCGUCAACUUCAACUAUCAGUACUUCUUCAACCUCCUCCUGCCUCCCAUCAUCCUAUCUUCCGGCUACGAGCUUCACCAGGCGAACUUCUUCCGGAACAUUGGGACCAUUUUGACGUUUGCCUUUGCGGGGACAUUCAUCUCAGCCGUGGUUAUUGGCGUGCUCUUGUGGCUUUACACUGCCAUCUCCUUGGAAGGCCUCGAUGUAUCGUGGACCGACGCCAUCUCUGUUGGCGCCACCCUGUCGGCUACGGAUCCUGUCACUAUCCUGGCUAUCUUCAACGCCUACAAGGUGGAUCCGAAACUCUACACCAUCAUAUUUGGUGAAUCGAUCCUCAAUGAUGCCGUUGCCAUUGUCAUUUUCGAGUCGGCCCAGAGUGCCGGCGGCAAGGGAGGGGGAAUCGGGAUAUGGAGUAUGCUGCACGGCACCUGGUACUUCUUGUCCGAGUUCUUCGGCAGCUUGGCCAUCGGCGCCUUGGUGGGCGUUCUGACCGCCCUGGGGCUGAAGUACACGUAUGUCAGGAGAUACCCCGGCAUCGAAAGCUGUCUGGUGGUACUGAUCGCGUACGCGACAUACUUUUUCGCCCAAGCCAUUGGCAUGUCGGGGAUUGUCGCGCUACUAUUCUGCGGCAUCACGCUCAAGCACUAUGCCUACUUCAACAUGUCCCGCCGGACGCAGCUAGCCACCAAAUACAUCUUCCAGGUCCUCGCCCAUCUCUCGGAGAACUUCAUCUUUAUCUACCUCGGCCUGGCCCUCUUCACUGAGAAGAACCUUGUGUAUCAGCCCCUCUUGAUCAUCGUCACGGUACUCGCGGUGUGUGCGGCGAGAUGGUUGGCCGUCUUCCCCCUGUCCAAAGCCAUCAACUGGUUCAUCCGCUACCGGGCGCGCCGCCAAGGGCGUGAGGUUGCCGAUGAGUUGCCGUACAGCUAUCAAGCGAUGCUUUUCUGGGCUGGUCUCCGCGGCGCGGUGGGCGUCGCGUUGUCGGCCCUCUUCACGGCGAAAGAAACCCAGGCGUUGCAGGCAACCGUUCUGGUCGUGGUGGUCCUCACAGUCAUUAUCUUUGGCGGCACCACAGCCCGCAUGCUCGAAAUUCUCGGCAUCCGAACCGGCGUGACAGACGAGGCUGACUCAGACGACGAGUUUGACAUCGAAGCCAUCGGAGGUGGCCUGUACAAGCGAUCGGACACGGGCAUUGGAUACAACCCGCGCAGCGCUGGCGCUCGCAGCCGCGGCUCAGUCCUGCCCCUUGGCAACGUCAAUAACAAUGCGAGCAGUGGAAGCGGACGUGCUGGAAGCGGUGACAGGAGCGGCUGGGCAUCGGGGCAUAGGUCACCUAACACGGCGGCGCCACUUCGGCACGGCAGUAGGAGCCGCAACAACAAGGGUUCCAGAGGGGACGAUUUCGAGAGGUCGGAGCUGCUCGGCGCAUCGGGGAGCAACACCGACUCGGACUUCGGCAGUGAUAUCGAUAUCUCGGACCUCCCGCCCCCGGCGCCGGUGCCAAGGAGUAGGGGCCACAGUCCCAUGCUCACUCCUUCCGGUGACCCCGGCCAACCCCAUGAAAGCGGCUCCUCGAGCAGGCACAAUGGGUCAGGGGAAGGGCCAAGUCAGCACCAGCAACCCCUUACGGCUAGUGCCGCCUUUCGGCAAUUGCUUAGCGCUGAGGAUCCGACGGCACUGUUCAGGCAACUCGACGAAGACUACAUUAAGCCAAAGCUACUGCUGGAUGGGGGCACUGGGCGGGGCGGGGGGUCGGGGUCUCAUUGA